Molecule: messenger RNA, 2344 nt
Organism: Pseudovirgaria hyperparasitica
Lineage: Eukaryota; Fungi; Ascomycota; Dothideomycetes; Acrospermales; Acrospermaceae
Product: DNA polymerase alpha/primase associated subunit
Exons: 4
Coding region: 99-2099 (666 amino acids)
Biological process (GO): DNA replication initiation; DNA replication
Cellular component (GO): alpha DNA polymerase:primase complex
Molecular function (GO): DNA binding
Source: RefSeq, a predicted model, not a curated record
GUCGCGUCUCCGGAUUGUCGCGCGUUCAGAAAAGCUUCGUGAACUCGACUGAGCCCUCCACACACAGCAGAACGACAUCAAUCAGUACAAGGAACAACAUGGCCGAAGUCAACUCUGAGCUCAAUGAGCUUUUCGCUCCCCCAGGGAAGGAUCUCCCGGAAGCUCUGGUUAACGAAUUGGAAGCUAUCAUGCGCCUGCACUCUAUCGAUGCCCAGGAAAUGUUCUACAAGUGGGAAUCAUACAGCAUAAAGAUGGGCGCAGAGAACUCGACGCUAGAUUUGAAGACUGCGCGAGACUUCAAGAAAGAUCUGCAGGAUUCUCUAGAGAAAGAUGUACGCUCGAAGAAUCACGCCCGACAAGCAGAUAAAAGAGUGGUCGGUGCUACCCCACGAGCAGCUGCAAACUCAGACGUCUUUGGAAUGCUUGAUGGGCUUGUCGCGCAUACUCCACGUCCUGCUGCAAACAACACAAACGGCACCGUAAAGAGAAAGUCGAAUUUCGAGACACCCGGGUCUGAAGUCAACAAGACACACGCCGCGAGCUCCCCUGGAGAAUUCAAGACACCAAAUGAUGCCAAUGCUACAUUGAUUAAUUUUGCGGAUCGAGCAAAGAAAGCUGAAAUCGAACACACAAUUAACAGCCAUAUCGAGCUUCCUUCGAACGAGGAAGCACCCUUGGCUCCUCGAUUUGAGAUCAAGGCUCGUACCGAUAUGGCCAAGUUCGCGUACAAAACCAUGGCCAUGAAGCUUUCUGAGGCAUCAGAAGUCUUGGACGAUAGGAUAGACGAGUUUAUCGAUAUACUUACAGAGUCUGGUACCGUCAGCAGAGAUUCGAUCGGGAAUCCAACGAAUCAAAGCACAAGUGAGAUCGUGACUGUGGGACGUAUAGCGUCUGACUCAAGCGAAGGGCGUCUCAAUCAAUCGUCCCUGGUCCUCGAGACAUCUAGACGUACUGGAAGGGGCCUCCGAGUGCCCCUGCGAACUGGUAAUCUUCCUGAAUACGCAUUUUUUCCUGGCAAAAUAGUUGCCCUACGCGGGACUAACGCCUCAGGAGACUACUUUACUGUCUCCGAUAUCAUCCCUCUCCCUGUCCAAGUCGAAGCUGCAAGCCGUCCAGAUGAGGUGGAUGCUUUGAAUUCCCGCCUCUCAGGCCCUAUGGAUGAUAAUGCUGCCCCCCUGACCAUUAUCUCUGCAGCAGGCCCUUACACUACCGACUCAGACCUCGACUUCUCCACUCUCAGUACUCUUCUGGAAACAGCCCAAGCCAUCCAUGCCGAUGCCAUAAUUCUUCUUGGGCCGUUUCUAGACGCCGAGCACCCUCUGAUACGCACAGGUUCCUAUCCUCCUCCGCCGUCCGCUCCUGGCUCCGAAUCGCCCACCCUCGCAGACCUCUUCCGACAGCAUAUCAGCACCAAGAUUGCCGCCUUCACUUCUGCCAACCCAGCCUGUCAUGUAGUCCUGGUACCUUCUCUCCGUGAUGCUGUCUCUCGCCAUGCUGCAUGGCCACAGGAUCGUCUUCCAAAGAAGGAACUCGGACUACCCGCGAAACGAGUACACGCUGUCACGCACCCCAUGACACUCAGCAUGAAUGAAUUUCUGGUGGGCAUGAAUAGCCUAGAUGUGUUCGAUAUGAUUCGCAGAGAAGAAUGCGUUGGAGGUCGCGCGAAGGCAACUAAUAUUAUGGAACGGGCACCGCGGGCUGUCAUCGAGCAGCGGACAUUUUGCCCGAUCGUGCCGCCCACGGCACGUGAGAACAUGACUGCUGUGGGUGAGGUCAAGGAAAACUACACAGGGGAUGAGGUGCGUGAGCAGUUUCGUCCGGUUGGGGCGAUGCUUGAUACGAGUUAUGUCAAGCUGGGCGAGUUCAGUGGUGCGAAGCCUGAUAUGCUGAUUCAGCCGAGUGUCCUGCCUCCUUUUGCCCGGGUGGUGGAGAAUGUGCUCGUGAUCAACCCAGGGAGUAUGGCGAAGAGGAAGGCGUAUGGGACGUAUGCACGCAUUACGGUCAUGCCUAGGGAAUUGACAGAGGAGGAGAGGGAGAACGCGAGUACGGUACCGAAUAAGAUAUUCGAGAGGGCUCGUGUGGACAUUGUGCGAAUAUGACAUGGACAUGACUAUCUCUUGGGUAUUUGCGAAGUCCCUGAUCUUCUGGCGUUUGGGCUGCAUUGUUAUCGACACUUGUUCCUCCUCACGCCUCAGCGGGAUGUUACAAAGAUAAGAUCGUUCCGGGUGGUGCUAGUUACGAUUUGAGACAUGUAUAGAGAAUUGCAAAACUUUCGUGAUGUGGUAGAUAACGAGCGUGGAAUUCAAUGUUGAAGCUCCACCGUUGCUACAGAGUCGACGAGGGU